CUCUGUUCAGCUUCACAUUGACAUGAAGAAUCUUUAUUUUCCAUUUUCUGACCCGUCCUCUUCCUCCUCCUCUUCCUCAGGAACCCACUACCUGCGCGGCGCCAACAACGCGCUGCAGCCCUGGGCGUCCGCCGAGGCGCGGCGGCAGCUCGGCCUGAAGCCGGCCAACCCGACGGAGGAGGGCCUGGCCAGCCUGCACAGCGUUCUGCUGAGGAAGCAGCCGCACCUGUGGCGCGCGGCGCUGCUCUACUACACCGUGUUCCACGCCGCCAGCAUGAGCUUCAGCCGCCUCUUCGCCCACAUCGCCCGCUUCGUCCACGACCCCGACGUCCGCUGGGAGUACUGCCUGCGGGCCAAGAGGGGCCAGACCGACACCGCGCAGCCCGGUUGCUUCAGCAAAGAUCAGGUCUACCUGGACGGGAUCCUGCGGAUCCUUCGCCAUCGAAGGAACAUCGACUUUAAAAUGCUGACGUCUCUAGGAAAGGUGUCUUUCGAGGACGUGGAGCGUCUGCGUCCUCUGGCGGCGCUGAACCGGACCAGAAUCCCUCACUUCAUGCGUGACCAGGAGCGUUACCUGCAGCACCUGGACCACAUCGUGGCCGUCAACGAGCUGGACGACGCAGCGCUGCAGCAGCUGCUGCCCUGAGUCCCACAAAAGGUCGCAUUGUAACGGCGCGCUACGGGGUAAACGCGUCGCAUCGUAACAGGAAAACGCGUCGCAUCGUAACGGCGCUCUAUGGGGAAAAUGCGUCGCAUCGUAACGGCGCUCUACGGGGAAAACGCGUCGCAUCGUAACGGCGCUCUACGGGGAAAACGCGUCGCAUCGUAACGGGAAAACGCAUCGUAACGGCGCUCUACGGGGAAAAUGCGUCGCAUCGUAACGGCGCUCUACGGGGAAAACGCGUCGCAUCGUAACGGCGCUCUACGGGGAAAACGCGUCGCAUCGUAACGGCUCUUUAUGCGGAAAACUCGCCCGGAGUUUUUAUUGAUUACCACCAAAACGUUGCGUCGUACCAAAACUUGACAAGGAAAAACACGUUGCAUCGUAACGUCACUUUACGUGGAAAAACCCGUCCAGCGUUUUUACAAAACUUGAACGAUCCAAACGGGACGACGCCUCCUUCGUUUUCAGUCGGAUGCAUGGUUGUGCUGCGGAUCGGCGCAUUUUAACCGCGCUCCCUUUAUCAAGUUACCUCACUAUUAUCACUAUGUAACCACCAUUAUAUAUGUAGACUCACAUAAUCAUAGGCGGCUUUAUUUAUGCACUUGUUUACGUUUUUGUUACGUUGCAAAAAGAACAAAAUGAAUGUCACUGGUGUUAGCUUUAUGUUUUGUUUUUGAAACAACGUUUUUAUGCCUUAGAUUGUUUGCAUUUUUAAAAAGAACACCAAGGACACAACAUUUAAAACCAGGUGGGUUUGCAGUGACUGAGACCAUGAAUCUUUAAAUACCAAGUGCCACUGGACUCAGCCAAGCGUUUCGCCCCCAGGGUUUUAAUUAUCAGUGUUAUAAUGAAGCUAAUCAGCGGCGUUGUCUUAACUGUGUCCUUGGUGGGCUUUCUUAGUUCACUACUGUGAGUUCUCCUGCUGCAACAACCAAACUUUACUUUGUUUGGUUCAACAUUUGGGAUCUUUGGUGAGCGUCUUCCAAAGAUAACAGGGUUUUGGUGACUACUGCCCCUGAAAAUCAUGAUUUUUAAAUCAAAAAUAUAAUUCAUUGAAACUUUAAUCAAUGUAUUUGAAGGGAAAUAACCAUUUUAAGCAAAUAAGCUUAAUGAAAUGUAGGAAUACUAAUCGAUCGCAGAAAUAGGAUUAUAAAAGAAAAAUUUUAACAUUAUUAGCUGAAAAUAAGCUUUUUUGGCUAAAGGGGAAGGGAGUUUAAAAGAUGAAUAUUAUUCAUGGAAGUCAAAAAUAAUGGUAUAAAGGAGACCUAACAGACCGACACCCUACACAGAUAUUUAAACAGACUUUAUCAAACAAAGGUCUGAUUAAAAAAUUGUUACUGGGGGUGUUGUUACGCUCUAAACUAUCCAAAAAUUUAAAACAGUGGUCACCAGAUUAUUAAAGUGUUGUGGAUAAAGCACAGCAGCAGUGAAGGGAAGCAGCUAAAAGUCUCACUUUUUUGCACAUAAUCAGCUUAAAUGCAUGACACAAAUAUUGCUGUCAAAACUUUAUUCUCCUUAGCCAUCUGAAACUUUAAAGUAACGUGUUGUGGAGAAGUUGGAUAAAACAUUAGCAGCAGUGAAGGGAAGCAGCCAAAAGUCCCACUUUUCUGCACAUAAUCAUGGUUUAACUGUUAGCCACACCUCUUUGUAUCUUCUUCAAGCUAGUGCUAACAAUCUGGUGGACAGAUGGGACACACAAAGUUUGAAGGGGAACAUUUGGAGGGAGAAUUUAUUUAUCAGAACUGUUGUUAGAUCUUUUGUAUUCUUAUAUUUUGAAUAUUUUAUCUGAGAAACUUUAUGCUCACAAACAACACCUGCAGUGAAACCAUAAACCUCCCAAAUGUUGACCCAGUCCUGAUUUUUUAAAUGGAUGAAAUGCCAAAGUGGCAUCUAUUACUGUUUUUGGUUGUUUAGUGAAGCAGCUGAACCCAGCUGUGGUUCUGAGGAGGCCGGGUCUCGCGGUGCCUUCGAUGGGUGUAGCGCUCAUCUGAUGUAGCUAAUUACUGAGUUCGUUGGCUGCUUUUUACUUUGACACUACAGACGCCGGUCACGGCAUUCGGUUCGGGUUUGAGCAGAACCAGGUCAUAUGUUUUUAUCUGAAAACCGGUGGAUGCUUUUUAAAUGCGUGGGUUUGAUUUUUUCGGAAGCGGUUGGACUUUUCCCUGCUGUGUUUACAGUCCACGUCGCCUCAGCAGGAACGUUUCGGAUCUGAGCAGGCCGUCCCGUUCAGAACUUUGGCCCGGAUUCUCCCAAAACGAAUGCACCAACUUGUAACGCACGAAUGUUGCACAAGUGUUUUCUGUUCUGGAAAUACAUGUUGAAGUUCCAGUGUUAUUUAUUAAACACGCACUUAUUGAGCUCUG
Molecule: messenger RNA, 3027 nt
Organism: Poecilia latipinna (sailfin molly)
Lineage: Eukaryota; Metazoa; Chordata; Actinopteri; Cyprinodontiformes; Poeciliidae
Product: kiaa0895l
Exons: 4
Coding region: 23-646 (207 amino acids)
Source: RefSeq, a predicted model, not a curated record